AUGUCACUAUUCAGUGCUGAAAAGGAAACACUCUCUCUUCGCCGGUCCGAUGCUUGCCUCGGAUGGCAUUGUCUCACCUCAGCUACUCGGUUUGGCGUCAUAUUCUCCAUUGUUGUUACAUUUAUCAUCUUGUCAAUUGUCUGGAUGUAUUGCAUGGGCCGAGCGAGAAUAUUCCGCAUCAAAACCAAAACGAAUCAUGCGUCUGGGAAGCAAAGAGGAUGGCGUUACCAUGGCACCCCGAAGGGCACAGCACCGCCAGGAUUAUAUUCAAUGCCACAAAACUUGGUCUUCGGUAACGGAUUACCUCAAAACUUUCCUGUUUAUUUCUUACCGGGACCUCAGGUGUUGCCAACGCAGCCUUUUGGCGUCAUAAAUUCUCCCACUGCUCGUAUCCACACGUUGGCUUCAGCAAAUCUGCCACAGGGAACACAAUAUCCUGCACAUUCCCAUAUAACAGCGCCUGAACCCCCAAAAACCAAAGACUCUCACAAGGAGCCAGGCCGAGCUCCGGAUGGAUGUUCAUCGGGUCAUCCUACAUGGUGGCAACGCUUCUAUAGAGCUUUCAAUCUGCCUGCUGGAGCGGCAUCUACCAUUGCAAGUUCUCCUUCUCCUUCUCCAGAACCUGAACAGAGAGCAAUUAUCAGGAUCGAUCAUUCAGCGACAAAUAGGCGCCCUGAAAACAUCCCAUCGCAAUUCAAUAAUCAGAAAGAUAAAAGGACAUUCAAGUCAGCAGCGAACGAGCAAGAUGAUACUUCAUCAAUGCUAUGCAAUCUUAACGCUUCUAACGACUCGAGGGAGUCAAUUCGGAGUGAUGCCGCCACGGUUCACAGCGACGAUUUUGAGAUGAAUUCCCAACGCAGAUAA
Molecule: messenger RNA, 864 nt
Organism: Trichoderma asperellum CBS 433.97
Lineage: Eukaryota; Fungi; Ascomycota; Sordariomycetes; Hypocreales; Hypocreaceae
Source: RefSeq, a predicted model, not a curated record